Molecule: messenger RNA, 4055 nt
Organism: Thamnophis sirtalis
Lineage: Eukaryota; Metazoa; Chordata; Lepidosauria; Squamata; Natricidae
Gene: NXPE3
Product: neurexophilin and PC-esterase domain family member 3
Source: RefSeq, a predicted model, not a curated record
AAUGGGACAAGAUGGGACUGAAAGGACUGAAAUUCCUGCUUUGUUUUAACUCAAGCAAACAUUUAACAAAAGGAAGUACAGGGUUACUUCCAAACUAUGUUGCAAAUGCAUAUAACUAUACCAAGAGUUUUGUAAACUAAAAUUAAGUUGAAACUAGAUUGUUGUUGAUGUUGGAACUUAUAGUCAAUUAAAAAGACAUACAGAAAAUUGUUUUUUUAUAUGGCAAAUGCAGCAAGAUUACUCGAUGUACAGGUUAUACAAAGGUUAUGUACAAACAUGCGCAGCAAACUGCUAUGAUCUCAAUAACCGGUUAUCUCAACAUCUAUGACCUCACCUAAUUAGCAGAGCCAGUCAAUACAAGGAACUAUUGUUUUUUUAUAUGGCAAAUGCAGCAAGAUUACUCGAUGUACAGGUUAUACAAAGGUUAUGUACAAACAUGCGCAGCAAACUGCUAUGAUCUCAAUAACCGGUUAUCUCAACAUCUAUGACCUCACCUAAUUAGCAGAGCCAGUCAAUACAAGAAACUAUUGUCUUAUGUGAUGCCUUUAUUUUGGCUGGGAUGGUCUUAGAGAUUGACAAGUAGAAUGUACCAAUAAGAUGCAGUUGCUACCUAUGCUCUUGAUUUGCUUGUUAGAACUGUAUAAAAGCCAAAUAAACUCUGUGUAAGGCAGACAGACAUUUUGGACACAACCUGCUGUGAUGGAUUUCUGAGACCAAUAUCUGGCACCCAAAGCAGGGACAAAGGCACCCUAUGGGGAGCAACUGCCGACAUACUUACCUCCCGUCUGGAACAGACCCCAAAGUGGACUUCCAUCCUACAGGACCCCUGAGAGAAAAUGGUGAUGUUACCGAAGCCUCUUGAUUAUACAGUAUUUAUGUAAUGCUGGAUAACAAUGAAAUUGACACCUGUGGAAUAUGGGCAACGUGGCAGCAUCUUAAGUGGGUGAGAAAGAGAUGAGGGGAUCAUGUGGCCUCAUUGCUCCAAAACACAUAUUUUGUGCUUCUUUCUGGCACUGUUGGCUAUUUUGGCAUUAGUCCACAACUUUUAUCAACUAGAGAAUCUCAAUACUACAGGUUUAAAGUGGUUGGUAGAAGAGAAUGAAUCACAACAGCCGUUGCAUACAACUAGAACACGCAGAAAGCUGUACUGUGGUUAUGAGCAUCAGGUUUUGUCCAAGAUUGAACAAGAGGAAGAAGAAUCUUUAUUUGUUGCUCUACAGUGGCCCAAACCUCCUGAGAACAAAGUCCCCUUUGUAAGGAGUACUGACCCUUUCCAUAGCAAUUUUAUGAUACUAAAUAAUCAUGGACAUUUCAAAGUUGGUGAUCAGCUGGAAGUGCUUGUCCAGAUGAGGGAUUAUGACGGAAACCCGAAGCAAUAUGGUGGCGAUUACCUUCAGUCAAGAAUUCAUUCUGCAGAUCUGAAAGCUGGAGCCAUUGGAAGAACUGUAGAUUAUCAGAAUGGAACAUAUAGAAUUUUUUUCACUUUACUUUGGCCAGGGGAGGUCACAGUAUCUGUGUCCUUGGUUCAUCCUAGUGAAGGAAUCCAACUCCUUCAACGUUUACAGGAAGAAAAACCAGACAGGGCAUAUUUUAAAAGCUUAUUCAAAUCAGGAAGGAUUUCAGAAGUUACAAUAUGCAAUGUGUGUUUGCCUGGGGACAUGCCAGUCUGUAAUUUUACAGAUAGCUAUACUGGAGAACCAUGGUUUUGUUACAAGCCAAGAAGACUCUCCUGUGCUACUAGGAUCAACCAUUUUAAAGGGGGAUAUAAAAAGGGCCUUUUAACUUCAGAAGAGAGUAACUUUUUCCAAAGUGGUGUGAAUAUAAAAGUGGCAAUACCUCCCUUCGGGCCUGAUACUGUGAUUGUAAGAACUUUGGAGCUUGCAGAAAUGGACAGUCUAAAAAGAUCUCACAACUCUGAUGUAUUUCCUUCUGGUUAUUAUUAUCAAGAUGAAUGGCAUCAAAGCACACAGUUGAUUCGGCGUUUUAAUAAGUCAUCAGAUAUUACUGAAUGCUUAGAGGGAAAACUAAUUUACUUGUUUGGAGACUCUACAAUACGACAGUGGUUUGAAUAUCUGACAAAAUUUGUUCCAGAUCUUGUGGAAUUAAACCUUGGAAGUCCUAAGAACGUUGGUCCUCUCAUGGCUGUGGACUUAAAGCACAACAUCUUAUUAAAUUUUCAUUGCCAUGGCCCUCCCAUUCGUUUUUUCAUAGUUUCUAGCAGUGAGCUGCAUUAUAUUGCCAAUGAACUGAAUCGUAUUGUUGGUGGGAAGAACACUGUGAUAGCCAUAACUAUUUGGUCUCACCUUGGCACUUUUCCUAUAGAAGUGUACAUCAGGAGAUUGAGAAAUAUUCGCAAGGCAGUUGUUCGGCUAUUGGACCGGAGCCCAAAAACUUAUAUAGUUAUCAAAACUGCCAAUGUUCAAGAACUUGGCCCAGAAGUUAGCCUUUUCAACAGUGACUGGUAUUCCUAUCAGCUUGACAGAAUAAUGAGGAAGAUGUUCUCAGGAAUUGGGGUGUACUUUGUGGAUGCUUGGGAGAUGUCACUGGCUCACCAUUUGCCACAUAAAUUACAUCCAGAAAAUAUUAUUGUCAAAAAUCAGUUAGAUGCUUUCUUGUCUUUUAUAUGCCCACUGGAAACACACUACAAUUUCUUACCUGGUAUAUAUAAUCAAAUGUGGUCUCUAUUUGUAUAAUUCAGCACUCCGCACUAGUAAAGCAUUGCUGAUUUGUGGUCAUAAUUUGCAUCACAUCUAGCCAACUUGCACAAAAGCAUGCACAUUUAUAUUUCUUGGUGGCAGGGAGAUUUCUGUAUGUAUAUUAUGUUUCCACAUACCUAACCCUACCCGUUUAUAAUGCAUGUAUUGCAGUAUUUGGGUUCUACACCUCGCUUGUAUAAAGGGUUGCUUGGUUUUGUUUUACUAGAGCUAAGCACACUUCAGACAUUAUCGAGAAAAAGUGCUUUGGAACUUAGGUGAACACUGAAGCCUUUUUCAUGUUCAUUAAAACAGCCAUGUCUGCCAUGCCUGAAAAAAUACAGCAGUGAUAAUUAAUCACCUACCAAAUAGAAGAGAAUAUUCUUCUCUGUUUCUUAUUGGCCUCAGCUUCUUGUCUGAUUUCUAAAGAGUUAGAGCUAGAAUAAGAAAAAAAAAUAGGCACGUUUUUGGAAGAAUUUUGGUAAGAACAGAUGUAAUUAAGGCAGGCUGAAUCUGUCACAUCUCAUCCAAAGGCCUCUUGUUUUCCUGCCUUAGUUUUACCACCUACUGGUUCAUUUCUCUUGAACUGUCAAAUGGGAAUCAAUUUUAAUUCUAGUAUGACAAUCAAGCUGAAACCGGUUUCCUCAGUUUCUUCAAAAGACAGAUACUCCAGGGCAUAAUAUCUUUAUAAGAAGGAGUUCCCCUGACAUGGGAUUAUUUUUCAGUUUUUGACCCAGGAUAUAUUUCAUCAUUUUUAAUCAUGUGUAUUGAGACUGAGAUAAAUUACAUUUAUAUUGCCAGGAGAAGAUAUUUCUCAUGUCUUAUGAGGUUAUUCUUGUUGCUUGCGCUUCACCCUCUUUGAAAAAGGUAUUUUGUAUGGUAAUUCUUGAAACUCUGCUUUAUCUGCAGUGUUGGCAGUUUAUAAUAAUGCAAGGGCAUUUUUCCUACAUCAGGUAAGAAGCAGACUCUUCCCCAUCUCUCCCCCAGGUAACUGGACUAGGUUUGAAGGUGAUGUUCCUUCCUGUUUUGGUGGCCAUAUACUGUAUGUCUGCAUGAAAAAUACCCAUGUUAAAAAUAAUGGAAUAAUGGGACUUUGAAGUGAGACUGGAGGCUUUCUCAGCUGUUGCUGCUUUGCAAAAUGGAGAUCUACAUAUCAAACUUGAGAAUUGAAAGUUUCUAAGAUUCUUUGUUGCAUGAUAACAGUUUUAAAAAUGCACUUCUCAGUGGUGAAUGUCUGCAAUGUUUGAUAGAUAUAUGGAAACAUUUAAUAUUUUACCAGUAAUAACACAAACAAAUGAGUUUAUAACCAUUGUGAUUAUUGCUAUUAACAUGCAGAAGUCUACUUAAAUUUCCUGUAAACAA